CUCUUUAUGGUCUCAAAUAGGCCCCUCGUGCUUGGUUUGAGAAGUUCAGUGAUGCUAUUCAGUCUGUUGGUUUCAUUCAAAGUGAGGCUGAUCAUGCUAUGUUUGUUCAUACCUCUUCUUCAGGCUGCACUAUUCUUCUUCUUUAUGUUGAUGAUAUGGUCAUCACCGGAGAUGAUCGAUCUAGGACCACUGCGCUAUUUUCUUGGGCUUGAGAUUGCUCGCAGUUCACGUGGUAUUCUCAUUUCUCAGCAGAAAUAUACCGCUGAUAUUCUGUCCAGGGCUGCUCUAUCAGAUUCACGUACUGCUGCCACUCCUAUUGAGCUAAAUCAAAAGUUUUGCCCAGACGAUGGAGAACCUCUUUCUGAUGUCACCCGCUAUCGGACCUUGGUUGGCAGUCUUAUUUAUCUUACUAUCUCCCGACCCAACAUCGCCUAUGCUGUUCAUGUUGUCAGUCAGUUUGUUGCUGCUCCUCGAACAACUCAUUAUGCGGCUGUUCUAAGGAUUCUGCGCUAUCUUCGAGGCACUUUAUCGCGUUCCUUAUUUCUACCAUCCUCUCUUCUGCUCUCAAGUUGCGUGCCUAUUUUGAUGCUGAUUGGGCUUCCAAUGUCACUGAUCGCAAAUCUAUCACUGGUUAUUGCAUUUUUCUUGGCGAUUCACUUAUUUCUUGGCGUUCCAAGAAACAACAUAUUGUCUCACGCUCCUCUACAGAGUCCGAGUAUCGUGCUAUGGCCGACACUACUGUUGAGAUUGUUUGGCUUCGCCGCUUACUUGCUGAUAUGGGAGUUUCACUUCUGGAUCCUACUCCUCUGCAUUGUGACAACAAGAGUGCCAUUCAUAUCGGUGCAAAUCCAGUCUUUCAUGAGCGUACCAAACAUAUUGAGAUCGAUUGUCAUCUGACUCAUCAUCAUCUCCAAGCUCGCACUAUUUCACUUCCUUUUGUUGGAACCGAGAAUCAACUUGCCGAUUGUUUUACGAAGGCUCUUACAUCACAA
Syzygium oleosum is the source of this 992-nucleotide messenger RNA. RefSeq lists its product as uncharacterized. Lineage: Eukaryota; Viridiplantae; Streptophyta; Magnoliopsida; Myrtales; Myrtaceae. The transcript has 2 exons. The record is from RefSeq and is a predicted model, not a curated record. Bases 7 to 897 code for a protein of 296 amino acids.